This is a messenger RNA of Mobula hypostoma (lesser devil ray), 3792 nucleotides long. It is a transcript of the gene gabrg1, whose product is annotated as gamma-aminobutyric acid type A receptor subunit gamma1. The transcript is spliced from 9 exons. The coding region runs from base 42 to 1442 and encodes 466 amino acids. Lineage: Eukaryota; Metazoa; Chordata; Chondrichthyes; Myliobatiformes; Myliobatidae. Gene Ontology annotation, cellular component: plasma membrane; GABA-A receptor complex; postsynapse. The record is from RefSeq and is a predicted model, not a curated record. Gene Ontology annotation, molecular function: inhibitory extracellular ligand-gated monoatomic ion channel activity; GABA-gated chloride ion channel activity; benzodiazepine receptor activity. Gene Ontology annotation, biological process: chloride transmembrane transport; nervous system process; gamma-aminobutyric acid signaling pathway.
AGCAGUAGAGUCAGGGAUUUUCCACCAAUACUGUUUCUGCGAUGGGUUCAGAGAAACAUUAUUUUUCCAUUUUUUUCCUUUGUACAUCUUCUUCUUUUUGCCUUAAAUUGUAUCUCUCUGUCUUGGUGGUGUUUGUUUUGAGAGCCUGUGCCAACAAAGUAGAUGAGGAAGAUUAUGAGGACACGAUGUUAAAUAGGACAUGGGUCCUGGCACCAAAAGUCCAUGAAAGUGAUGUGACCGAUAUUCUGAACAACUUACUCAAAGGAUACGACAACAAACUUAGACCAGAUAUCGGAGUGAGGCCAACAAUGAUUGAAAGUGACAUCUAUGUGAACAGCAUUGGUCCAGUCGAUGCAAUAAAUAUGGAAUAUACAAUUGACAUAUUUUUUGCACAGUCCUGGUACGAUAGCCGACUGAAGUUUAAUGGUACAAUGAAAGUCCUUAUGCUAAAUAGCAACAUGGUUGGGAAAAUCUGGAUACCGGACACCUUUUUCCGAAACUCAAGGAAGUCAGAUGCUCAUUGGAUAACAACACCCAACCGGUUACUGCGGAUUGAGAAUGAUGGCAAAAUAUUGUAUACUCUGAGAUUAACCAUCAAUGCUGAAUGUUAUCUCCAGCUUCAUGAUUUUCCUAUGGAUCAUCACUCUUGCCCACUGGAAUUCUCAAGCUAUGGGUAUCCAAAAAAUGAAAUUGAGUAUCGCUGGAAGCACAAUUCUGUUGAGGUUGCUGACCAGAGGCAUUGGAGACUUUACCAGUUUGCAUUUGUUGGAUUGAGAAACAUCACUGAAGUAAUGCAUACACAGUCUGGAGACUAUGUCAUCAUGACAAUAUUCUUUGAUCUAAGUAGAAGAAUGGGCUACUUCACUAUUCAGACCUACAUACCUUGCUCACUUACAGUUGUCUUGUCAUGGGUUUCAUUUUGGAUCAAUAAAGAGGCUGUGCCAGCAAGAACAUCAUUAGGUAUUACUACAGUUCUAACUAUGACAACACUCAGUACGAUUUCCAGAAAAUCAUUGCCAAAGGUGUCCUAUGUGACUGCUAUGGAUCUCUUUGUGUCUGUUUGUUUCCUGUUCGUUUUCGCCGCCCUCAUGGAGUAUGGGACCCUACAUUAUUUUGGCAGCAAUAGAAAAAACACGAAAAAGAAGAAGCCACAAUCCAAACCAGCAAAAUCACCUGCCAUUAAUGUUCGUCCAGGAUCAACAUUAAUUCAGGUGAACAACAUUGCACAUCUACAAGAACAUGAUGACUACGGCUAUGAGUGCUUGGAUGGCAAAGACUGUAGCAGUUUCUUCUGCUGCUUCGAGGAAUGCCGUACAGGAGCAUGGAGGCAGGGCCGAAUACAUAUCCGUAUUACCAAAAUUGAUUCUUACUCUAGAAUAUUCUUCCCGACAGCAUUUGGUCUGUUCAAUCUGGUUUAUUGGAUUGCGUAUCUUUACCUGUAAAAAUAACAUUCAGUAGCAUAAGCAGAGGAUGAAUAAAUCGGCAGUGGUAGAAUUUUAGCCUAUAUAUUGUUUAAUUGUGUUGAAGUCAUAAAAAUGAAAUACUAUUUCACACUUUCCUAAGAAGAAAAAUAAUGUGAAAAAAAUCAAUUUUUAUCAUUAUUAUGUUUGAAUUAGUUGACAUGCUGCUAAGUAUGCAACUUACUUUGAAUUCUUGUGCCAUAUACAUAAAUCAUGCACAUUUUCAAAUAUUGAUAUUUUUCAAAAUGUACAUUUGAUAAAAUACAAACAUUUAUAUUCAUUUUAACACAUGCAUUUUUGUCAUAUGGCAGACAGCUGAUUGAUAGGUGACCCACAUUGCAUCUUGGGCAAAUCAACACAAUCAGUUACCAAGGACAAAUCCACAGAAAAUCCAAUCAAUCAUUCUUAAAUGAACAUUAAGUUUUGAAUACGAAAUGGAAUUAAAUAUAAUCUAAGCUGUAUCACAAAAUGUUAUCCGCUUUCAAGCCAAUUUUCUGCUCAUUUUAUUUAUUGUAGUUUAUCAAAGGUUGUGGUGUUUUUGAUCAAAACUAUAAAAGCAGCUGUUCUAUUAAACCGAGACAUUUUUUCUGUACUGUGCUGGGAUGUUUUUACUGAUGAUGUAUUGUCAUAUUAGUAAUCUUGCUCAGUACCUGCAGAAUCAAAAGUUCUGAAUAAUCUAUGUGAUUUCAGAUAAACUAUCACAUAAGAAAUAUAGAAUUCAACAUAAGUUAACUUAGGUCAUUAAUAAUGUGAUGUUAUCAUGAUUUUCUGAUCAUGUUUGUAUUUCAUAAAGACUAAGUGCACUUAACAUCAAUGUGAUCUUGGUCAGCAAGUUAUGAUACAAAGGGAGCAGCAAUUUUAAGGUGCUAUGAUUCUUAAAGGAACAUAUAUCCGACAAGCACCUGUUUUUUCUAAGCCCAGAGACACGCUGCCAGUCUUUCAUUAGAGUGGAUUCACAAUUCAAUUAGCAUAUGCACUUUGCAUCAAUAUAAAGCUGUUUCAACUUUCUAUCAAUGCAAACUGUAUGAUAGAUCACUAAUGAAGAUGUUAGGUCUUAUAACAUAAUCAUUUCCUUCAGUUUAGCAGCUUUGGAAAGUUCCAUUUAUAAAGUGCACAGGAAAUACUGCUCAUCAUGUUAUCCACCCAUGCUCUAUCCCAUUCUGUGGUUGGUAACCAAAAAGGCCAAGCUGCAGAUGAAAGUAACAAUUUAAUUUUGGAAUGAAAUAAAAACAACUACAGAAAAUUAAACAUCUUCAUAACCUCAAUUAAACAACAAUAUCUAGAGGCACAGUACAAAGCAGAUAUUGGCUUUUUAUAUCUAAUAAGAUCUCUGGUGUUGUUCAUUUUUGGUUGUCAAACUAAAGGAAGUAAGCAAUAAUAAAUUAAGACAUGUUUUCUUUUCAUAUAAAAUAUACACAGUGUGGAUUAAAGCAAAUUAUUUCACUGUUAACCAAAACACCCAGAUUAAAUAAUAUUACAAUUAUACAGUAUAGACGCAUUUACUAUUUAAACUCAAUAUAAGAUCCAAAAAUUAAGUUACCGAUUUUUCAUAAUCAUUAAUAUGGAUAUUUCAACCAACAUGCAGUACAUGCUGAGCUUUGACAAUAGGAUAAAUGUCAUUAGAAUUUUCUACAGCAAAUGUUAUAUUUUACUAUACAAGUUUUAUCACCAGCUUUUUAGUUUCUUCCAGCUUUCAUCUUUGCUUGAGCAUUCAUAACAUCAGAAAAUGGUAUGAGUUAUUUUAGAGAGAAUGAAGCAAAAAUGGUAUCUGAUUAAAGAGUGUUGCCAGUUCACAUGUAUUCACAGCGCUCCUGAUUUACCCAUUGCUAAACUUAUCAUAAAGCCAAAUAUAUUUUAACUAUAUGCACAAUAGCUUGACCUAAUACAAGUUCUUCGCUAAAAUAAGCAAAGGGAGCAGAACUUAAACCCCAAUCAUAGAACUAGAAAGACAGACUUAGCCCUUCUUUUAACUUAGUUAAAGUUAAGCAGUUACUCAUGGCACAGAUCAUCAUUCUAUUCUUCCAGCAAAAUGACUGAUUAAGAAAUUCUCUCUGUUGAAGCUGAAAUGGGAACAUUUACCUAAAUACUUGAUAAAUACUAUUUCGAAGUUGUGGUGAUUGAUUUACAAUACAUACCCUUACCCAUAACGUCGUGAUUGCUUUAGGCUUUUUUUUACAGGUACCUGGUAUGCAGCUGCUGAGUUGAUCAGCGGAUGUGGUGUAAUUUGCAAAGAGGAAGCUUCAAGAAGAGGAUAUUGAUUGAUUUCUUACUGUUUUAUUCAUGUCAGCUUAGGUUUAGAGUUGUAGUUCAUUUGGUUAAAAUAAGAUGUCUU